GGCGUCGCGACCCAAUGCAGGUCCUACUCUCCUUCAAAUUCACUAGAAAAGACAGCUUGUAUCGACUUUGACAAGGAGGAAGAUAUCGAUUUAUAGAGGUGGCGAUCCGCAGCGCUCGCAGGUCGCCAUUCCGCCUUUUGCCAUGUCCAACCCGCAUCUCAAGGCCGCCAAGAAGGAGGCCAGCACCGCCAAGCUCGGCGCCGCCCACGGCGAAGACAUGCCAUUGACCGGCCAUGGCACGCGCACGGUCAGCCAGUGCGAAGCCAUCAAGGACGUCAUCCUCGGCAGCAACGUCAACGCGCUCCUGCUCGUCGCGCCGUUCGCUGCGUGGUCGUACUUUGGCCACUGGUCGCCCAUGUGGGUCUUUGGCCUCAACUUCCUCACGAUGAUGCCCUUGGCCAACAUCUUGGGCGAAGCCACCGAGACGCUCGCCGAGCACACGGGCGACACGAUCGGCGGCCUCGUCAACGCGUCGUUCGGCAACGCGGUCGAGAUCAUCAUUGCGAUCUUCGCCUUGAAGCAGGGCGAGAUCGAGCUCGUCCAGUCGUCGCUCAUCGGUUCGAUGCUCUCGAACCUCCUCCUCGUGCUCGGCUGCUGCUUUGUGAGCGGCCACUUUGGCGGCGCCAAGGAGUCGAGCUUCAACGGCGCCGGCGCGUCGAUCAACAUGUCGCUCCUCUUCGUCUCGAGCUUUGCCAUGCUCGUGCCCUCGUACUACCAGUCGACCAUGACGCACGACACGCAGUUGGAGCACGAGCAGGCUGUCCUCGGCCUCUCGCACAUCUCGGCCAUCUUCCUCGUCCUCAUGUACGCGCAGCUGCUCUUCUUCCAGCUCUACACGCACAAGGCCGAAGUCGACGAGAAGGAGGAAGAGCACAAGCCGGCUCUCUCGAUGGCGUCGUCCAUGAUCAUCCUCUGCCUCGCGACCGUCGCCGUCGCCUUCUUCUCCGAGUGGCUCGUCUCGUCGGUCGAUGAAGUCACCGAGACGUCGGGCAUCCCCAAGGCGUUCAUUGGUAUCAUCCUCCUCCCGAUUGUCGGCAACGCCGUCGAGCACAUUACGGCGCUCAAGGUCGCGUACAAGAACAACAUGGAGCUCGCGAUGGGUGUGGCCAUCGGGUCGGCGACGCAGAUCUCGCUCUUCGUCGUGCCCGUGUGCGUCAUUGCCGGCUGGAUCAUGGGCCAGCCCAUGACGUUGGCCUUCAACACGUUCGAGGCCCUUACGUACAUCUUCUCGACGCUCAUCGUGUACGUCAUCGUCGCCGACGGCAAGUCCAACUGGCUCGAGGGCUCGAUGCUUCUGACGCUCUACUGCCUCGUCGGCCUCUCGCUCCUUGAGAUCACCAUCUAAGUCGCUUCCAUGUUGUUGAGCUAACACGUUUCUCUUGACUUGUGUUGCUUCUCGCUUCUCUUCGCUACAAGCCAUGCAGAGGCUGCACGGUCGAUGCGACCCGACUGGCCAACGCCAAGUCAUUGCACCGCCUCGCCGCUACGACCGUCGCCAGAGGCAGUCGCCAACGUAGAGCGAUGAGCUGCGUGCAGCGCACCGGCAACGGCCGUCACCGAUGCGUCGGUACCGCAGGCAGUCGCUGGCCGUGGCGCGUGAUCGACGGCGUUCUUUCGGAUAUGAGCUCGGUGGCUCGUUCAAGCUCCAGCGCAAUGCCGGCGCCUCGCCUUCUCCAGCAACUCGAGUAGCGUCAAGCAGCUAGUCCACAAAAGCGCUGCAGGUGCCCUGCUCGACCCACUUGGUCCAAGCCCUCGUCUCGCAACAGUGAGCUGCUUGGUAGCAGUGGCCACGCUGGUCACCAAGCGUCCGCGAUGACUGCGAGCUCGCUCGCCCAAGGUCCUCGGGCUGUAGACCCUAACCCCGUCCUCCCACGACGGCGACUAGAUUCUUUUGGUCCGUAGUGCGUGCAGGUAUUUUGCAGUUAUGUACAGGACUAUUAGACGAGAAUCGUGUUGGAGCACUAGCAAUAUGGCCACCGUCAUC
Messenger RNA from Saprolegnia diclina VS20, 1984 nucleotides. Its product is annotated as calcium/proton exchanger. The record is from RefSeq and is a predicted model, not a curated record. Gene Ontology annotation, cellular component: membrane. Gene Ontology annotation, molecular function: calcium:proton antiporter activity. Bases 143 to 1345 code for a protein of 400 amino acids. Gene Ontology annotation, biological process: calcium ion transmembrane transport; intracellular calcium ion homeostasis. The transcript has a single exon. NCBI's taxonomy places the organism in Eukaryota, Oomycota, Saprolegniomycetes, Saprolegniales, Saprolegniaceae.